AGUGUGUUAAAAUUGUCUUUGUGUGAAUGCAGAAAAUGCAAUCUGAAUUCCAUACAUCUAGUAAGGAUAUUGUUUCAGUUGCUGUGGAAGUAGCCAGUGAAAAGCAUCUGCGUAAAUUAAAUCAAAAUGAACCCCUUUCUGAAACUGUUCAUUCAUUGUGUAUAGAAUUCAAUUUAUCGAAAGAUUCUGGUAUAUAUGCUUUACAGUUGAUGGAACAAGAUACAGGUGAUAAUAAGUAUGUGACAGAGGAGAACCGAGGUGAGAUAAAGAAUGGCUCUAUUUUACGACUGGUUUUAUCUCCUUCAGAAAUGGUAAAGCAGAUUAUUGUGAGACUUGGUUCUGAAGUGUCUGACAUAGAUGGGAAACUAUGGGCAUUGUCCAAGCUGUCUACACUGAGUGGAGACCCAGUUUUUGCUAAAGCUUUCUUCACCAUUGAUGGCUACAAGAUAAUAAAGGAAAUGAUAUUGAAUAUUGCAGAAUCACAUUCUAAUAUCACAUACUGUCUACGUUCGUUCAUAUGGUUGAUGCAUUACCAGUUGGUACCCACCAUUGAGGAUGAAUUUGUUAGACGGUUGAUUGACUUUGUAAAUAGUGAACAGCAUCUCCCAGUAGAACUUAUCAAAUGUAGCCUUGUGAUAUUGGAGAAAGUUGUACAACGAAAAGAGCAUACCAUGAUGACACAAGUUGAUGUACCUGAUCUGAUCCAGCACUUGUGGAACAGGGAGAGUCCAAUCAUUCAGGAGAAGGCAUUGGCUCUCAUUAAUGCCUUGGCACAGGGGCCAGAUUCUUUAAAAAUUUUGGGGUCAAUGGCUUCAAAACAGACCAGAGAUACCAUCCAGAAGAACAUAUUGUGUGAUGACAUCAAUCCUAGUAUGGCCCAUGAGCUGUAUGUUUAUCAGUCAUUAAUACUUGGCUUGCUAGAGGAUAGACUCACCUCUAUGAUUGAUCCUCUAGGCACUGAUGCGAAGUACAUUUUGGAACUGAACAGCAUAUUGGAAAGUGCAACUGAAGAUACACAGAACAUGAAGGGCAGUGUCUUUUCCCUCACUGAAGAUAGUCGCCCUGUGACGCUCUUGGAUAAGUACUUACCAGCUGUAAUGAUUAAUAAAAGUUUUGUUAACGAGGAUUUUGUAUGCAGCACUCCGCAGCCAAUAAAAGCUGUUAAAAAGGCCUCAUACAGUAGGUCGAAAUCUACUCCCACACCAAGUUCUGACACCAAAAAUCUCCCUAAAAGACAUUCUCUCAUGAUAGAUUUCUCUUCCAAUUCUUCUAUCCUGAUCUGUCGAUUCACCCUUGAAUGCAUGCUGUAUUUUGCCAGGCGUUAUCGUCGCACAUUUGUGCGGGUAAUUCUGGAAGAGAAGGCAUCGUCACGGUCAUUUCCUUAUACUUGUGAACGUCUUGUCAAACUUUUGAGUGACUUGCUGGGUGUAGGGAAAUCCCUGAAGCGUGAUGGGAAGUUGUAUCAGCCCAUGGUGUUCACAGCAUCAAGUGAUUGUCCUUUCAUGGAGGAACUAUUCUGUCAUGCGGCAUUGCUAUUGGGAAGAACACGCAGAGAAAUGAGGGCACGUACACCUAGUGACCAGGAAAAGGUGAUGCUUGUAGUGCAGCGCCAGUUACAGGAGGCUUUGGCCUUGCAGCCAGUCACACUGGAGCAUCUGAAUGAAAUCUUUCGCAGAUUUCCAUACUCUGUAAUUGCAGAGAUUUGGCAGUCAGAGAUUGAAGAGAAGGAAGAGUGGGAAUUGACACAUUUACCCCCCAUUUUGGAGCUGAAGAAGGAACGAUGUGAUACAAUUCUUGAGCUAAUCCAGCAGCAGCGCAUCAAUACAUUACUGAGAGGGGCAAAGUUUCCCAAGUAUACCGCAAGAGGACAAAGGGUGAAGAAGAAGUCAUGGUUUGUGUGCUUGUCCACAAACCAAAGAUCUUUGCACUAUGGUGACUGUGAUGACAAGAACAAGCUCAUGUUGGACUGUUCCAGUAAAAUUGCAGUGUGCAGCAUUCUGACACUCGUCACUGGCAAGAAAUGUCCACAUGUCCGGGAUAUGAGGAAUCGGAAGGCUGAUCAAGAUAAGAUUGAUCUUGCUUUCUCUAUAAUAUUAGAUGGAGAACCGCGCAGUCUAGAUUUUAUAGCGCCUGACCAGCAAGCCUUUGACUACUGGACAGAUGGUAUUAAUUGCCUCUUGGGAAAUCCAAUGACAAGUGCCACCAAGGACUCUGAAUUCAAGAUGCUCCUUGACCUUGAAGUUCGACUGCAGCUGCUGGAUAUGGAUGGUAUAUCCAUUCCAAGGAAACCUCCUCCAGUUCCUAAAGAUCCACCAAAUUAUAACUUUUGUUCCACUUGACCCACUGUAAUUAGUGACAUAUUUUCAAGCAGAUUUAUUUGGACAGUAAGCAUUUCUCCUCCACUUCUUAUUUUCUGCCAGAACUACAACUCUGGUCUGUACAUUCCUUCUUCCAGAUAAUACUUUUCACCACCUUGCAGCUGCUUUGAUUUUGUUCUCUUUACACCACUUCCAAUGCUUAGUACAGGUUUUUUUUGUGUGUUUACACUGUCAUAGCUUAGUGGCUGCAGUAAGGUUGGGUUGUGCAGGUAGAGAGAUUCAGAGCAUUUCCAUUAUUAUUAUCUGUGCAAUUCUAUAUUAUUGUCACGUGUUGGGUGUGUGUCACGCGACAAAUAACUUCACACUGUUCUGGAU
Cryptotermes secundus is the source of this 2693-nucleotide messenger RNA. Its product is annotated as engulfment and cell motility protein 1. Lineage: Eukaryota; Metazoa; Arthropoda; Insecta; Blattodea; Kalotermitidae. Bases 27 to 2339 code for a protein of 770 amino acids. The record is from RefSeq and is a predicted model, not a curated record. The transcript has 5 exons.